CUGCGGCAUGGAGAAAGGGGCGCAGGAGGAAGCCCCAAGAGAGCAGCACCGGCUUCUGCAUUCCACGGCUUGGCAGAGCACUGCCUGCAUGGACCAUCUUCUCCUGCACCCUUUGCCAGGACAGGGGGGCAGGGACCCGCACCUUCUGCUGUUCCCUCCCAAACAGGCUCCCCAGCACCAUCUCCUGCACCCCCUCUCUCCCAAACAAAGUGUUUUGCACAAGGAACAGAAACUUCCACAGCCUGGGGAAGGGGGGACCUUUAAAGAGCAACAACAUGUUUUGGAAGAGCAGAUUUGUCUUGGCAGGCAGCUUUCCCAGCCUGUCCUUGGGACGGAAACUGGACCCUGUGAAAAGCAGGAAGAGGAGGAAGAAAAUGGGCACCAGAAAGGGUUACAAGUGAAAGCGGAGGAGCGUGAGCCAGAGAACCCAUUACUCUUUAUGGGAAGUAGCAACAAGAAAAAAAGACGAGAGCCUAAAACACUUACAAACCGUCUCAGCGGCAAAGAUGAAAGUAGUAGCAGUGUGAAAAGUGUAGGGGAAGUCAAAUUGGGGAAAGUUGAAGAGACGGAGGAGAUCAAGAAGGAGGCAAAGUUGAAAGAAAACUGUGAUGCCAAAGUCUUGGGAUCUGCAAAAGAAGGGACCAUCAAAACUGAACUGGUAGAGCCUCCUGAGGAGGAUUGCAAAGGGAGGGAAGAAGUGGCAUCCAAGCCUCCACCAUCUUCCAGUGGUCCUGGUCACAUUAGCCAGGAUGUUAGUUUGUCUCAACCUAUCGGAACACAGCAUUCUCAAGAACUGAAGAUUCCUGUUACACUCCAUCCAGUCCCUCCAGGGGCUAGGAUCCAGUUUCAGGGACCACCUCCAUCUGAGCUUAUAAGAGUGACUAAAGUGCCAGUGACACAAGUGCCCCUUAAAAUGCAGUCCUUGCUGGAGCCUUCAGUCAAAAUUGAAACUAAAGAUGUCCCUCUCACAGUACUACCCUCAGAUGCAGGGAUACCAGACACUCCGUUCAGCAAAGAUAGAGAUGGCCAUGUCAAGCGUCCUAUGAAUGCAUUUAUGGUAUGGGCAAGAAUUCAUCGGCCAGCCUUAGCCAAAGCUAACCCUGCUGCUAAUAAUGCCGAGAUCAGUGUCCAGCUUGGAUUGGAAUGGAACAAGCUCACUGAAGAACAAAAGAAACCUUAUUAUGAUGAAGCUCAGAAGAUAAAAGAAAAACACAGAGAAGAAUUUCCUGCUGGCGUACUCUUUAACAUUUCUGCAGGUUGGGUUUACCAGCCAAGGCCUGGCAAAAGGAAGAGGUUUCCAUUGACUGUCUCCACUGUAUUCUCGGGUACAACUCAGAACAUCAUAGCUACAAGUCCAAUGACGGCCUCUACUGUCUUUACUGGGACUUCUCAGAGUAUUAUUACUACAAAUCCAACUACCAUUUAUCCUUUCCGAUCACCUACCUACUCUGUGGUUAUACCCAACGUACAGAACAGCAUUGGACAUCCAGUCUGUGAAGCCGCUUCUACUAUCCAGCUACCAGCUCCUUCUGCUCAGCAUCCAGGCCCUAUUACCCUGUUCCAGCCAAGUGUAGGAAACACAACACCAUUAGCUGCCUCAACUGCAAACCUGCCAAUUCGGCCAGUCCUUCAGCCUCAACGAUUUGCUGCACCUUCCCCAACAGAAGCUCAUCGUGUAUCUUCAGGAACAAAUUGCUCUAUAAAGAGAUCCAACCAGAUUUCUAUUGAAAGCUCAAGCAGGACCCCAAAUAAUACAAGCACUACUCACCCUAGAUACAGUGUCUCAAAUAGCCAACCCCCCAAGGAAUACUCAGGUGUUUCUUCAUGUUCUAGAAAUGGACCCAUUCCUCAAGCACCACCUAUCCCUCAUCCACACGUUUAUCAGCCUCCUCCCAUUGGUCAUCCAGCAACUCUCUUUGGAGCUCCUCCUCGAUUUUCAUUUCACCAUCCUUACUUUUUACCAGGACCUCAUUAUUUCCCAUCAAGCACAUGUCCAUAUAGCCGGCCUCCUUUUGGCUAUGGGAAUUUUCCCAGCUCCAUGCCUGAAUGCCUUGGCUUUUAUGAAGACCAGUAUCAAAAGCACGAGGCCAUGUUUUCUGCCCUGAACAGAGACUACCCUUUCAGAGAAUAUUCUGAUGAACACACACAUAGCGAAGACUCCCACAGCUGUGAGAGCUUGGAAGGGACAUCCUAUUACAGCAGCCACAGUCAGACUGAAGAGGAGUAUUUAAACCCUAUGCCACAGUUGGACAUUGGGGCCCUUGAAAAUGUUUUUACAGCCACCCCUUCCACCCCUUCUAGUGUACAGCAAGUCAACGUGACUGAUAGUGAUGAUGAGGACGAAGGAAAGGUGUUGAGAGAUUUGUAAUUUUUCAGAUCAAAUCUAGCAUACUUUUUAAAACAUGAAAUAAAACAUGUUCCUCAUAUAACACUAUUUUAGUCAGUGUUAUCUAGAAGGCAUAGUAAAUCUAGAUUGUUCCAAAGUUUUUAUGACACAUGGGAGACUUCCUGAACCAAUGUAUCAUCACAGGUACUGUAUCUUUUUAUAUUAAUUUUGCAUAGUCUGCUGAUCAAGGCAGCUCUUAAGAUGGUGAAAGACUUUUUCAUUUAGUUACCUCGUGCCUUUUAGCUGAAUGUUAUGGGUAAUGUUUCCAGAAACCAUGUGAAUAGUGUACCUUAUUGAUUCUACUUUCAGCUAAAUUUGAUUUGUCAACAUUUUCCAUUUGAAAAAGUGCACUGAAGAAGUUUGAUAAUUAAUGAAAUCAGGGCAUUGCCCUAUAUAUCUUGCGUCAUGCAAUGCUAGAAGCAACAUAAUUGUGUGCAACUUACCACAUUUUUAAAAAUCUGUUGAGCAAAUACAGACCUUAAUUUAAAUAGAAUCAUAUAUUUAUGAUGGGAAACUUCAUUUUCCUAUUUCAGUCUCUGUUCCUUGGUGACAUGGUGAGAUUUUAAAUUUUAUCAAGAUAAAAAAUGUAUUUAUUUCUCUGUUGUGCCCAUGGUGUGCACACACUUUGUUAUACAUAAGUCAGAGUUGUCAGAUUUUAAAAAUCUGGCCUGUGUUAAAAAUAGUUAUUUUUAAAAAAGCAACUACAGUUGUUCCAGAAUCUAAUCUAUAUUUAUGCUGAAAUUGCUAUGUAAUUAUCUGGUCUGCAGCCCCUCUUAUGGUUUAACUUAUUCCUCUGCAAGAACAAUUCAUUUUUAACAUCCAUAUAAAUAGAACAGUUAUAUAAUUCUAAGAAUAAGUAAGAAUCAAUCUAGCUGUCAGUUGUAUACAAGCAGGUUAUGAUUCUACCAGAAUAUAAGUAACAAUAAUAUUGCAAAUAAUAAAUUUUAAAAUGUAGUGCUUCAAAAGUAGUUGUAAAGAAGAUGAGACAUUACUAAGCUAUUUGUUCAUGUUACAAACCAAUUUUAUAGCUACACUUUUCUUUCUGUUUUGGGGAAAGGGGCUGAUAGUAUAGAUGUUCCAUUUUUGUUAUGUUAAAAUAAAAUCACAUGAACUGUAUGUUGUUACCUCUCUAUAUUGUGACAAACAAUGAAUUAUGACCUUUACUUGUAUGUAUAUGAUAAGGUCAAAUGUGGUUAUCAAUUUUAAUAUUGCUUGGAGGGAUUUGUUUUAAGGAUAAUCAUACAAAGGGUAUGCUCUAACUAUUGUAAGUUGAUUGAAAAUGUUAAUCCUUUUCAUGACAUUUCAUUUAAAUUGUGAAUUAGCUUA
Messenger RNA from Ahaetulla prasina, 3712 nucleotides. It is a transcript of the gene SOX30, whose product is annotated as SRY-box transcription factor 30. The record is from RefSeq and is a predicted model, not a curated record. Lineage: Eukaryota; Metazoa; Chordata; Lepidosauria; Squamata; Colubridae. Gene Ontology annotation, cellular component: nucleus. The transcript is spliced from 5 exons. The coding region runs from base 8 to 2368 and encodes 786 amino acids. Gene Ontology annotation, molecular function: DNA-binding transcription factor activity, RNA polymerase II-specific; sequence-specific double-stranded DNA binding. Gene Ontology annotation, biological process: regulation of transcription by RNA polymerase II.